Molecule: messenger RNA, 1227 nt
Organism: Nyctereutes procyonoides (raccoon dog)
Lineage: Eukaryota; Metazoa; Chordata; Mammalia; Carnivora; Canidae
Product: zinc finger protein 544-like
Biological process (GO): regulation of transcription by RNA polymerase II
Molecular function (GO): DNA-binding transcription factor activity; RNA polymerase II cis-regulatory region sequence-specific DNA binding
Source: RefSeq, a predicted model, not a curated record
AUGAAUAAACCCAUGCCAAUUCAUUUUAGAGAAAGUCAGCAUGAGUGUAAUGAAUGUGUUAUACAAACUGAAAUAAGUGAUCCUAAAGAAGCACCAUUUAGAUACAAGGAGGAACAUAAUGCCUUUCAUGCAGCCUCAUCUUUUACUGACUGUGACAUCAUUCAGACUAAAAAGAAAUCACAUGCAUACAGUCAGUGUGAAAAAUCUUUCAGCUGUUGCUCUAAGCUUUUUGUACACCAGAGAACACACACUGGAGAAAAGCCCUAUGAAUGCACUCAGUGUGGGAAGUCUUUCAGCCAGAGCUAUGACCAUGUCACACAUCACAGAACCCACACUGGAGAAAAGCCCUGUGAAUGUAACCAUUGUGAGAAAUCCUUCACCCAGAGUUCCAAAUUUAUUAGACACCAACAGACUCACACUGGAGAAAAACCAUAUAAAUGUCACAAAUGUGGAAGAUCUUUCAGGUGGAAUUCUAACAUUAUUGUACAUCAAAGAAUUCAUACUGGAGAGAAACCUUAUGAGUGUGCUCAUUGUGCAAAGUCCUUCAGGCAGAUCUCUGGCUUUGUUGUACAUAAAAGGACUCACACUGCAGAGAAACCCUCUGCGUGUAACCAGUGUGGGAAAUCCUUCAUUCGAAGCACUCAACUUAUUAGGCAUCUGUAAAUUCACACUGGAGAGAAGCCAUAUAAAUGCAAUCAAUGUGAUAAAGCUUUCACUAGGGGCUCUAACCUUAUUGAGCAUCAGAGAACUCAUACUGGAGAGAAACCUUUUGAAUGUAAUCCGUGUGGGAAAGCCUUUACUGGAAGCUCUCACCUUCUGUCACAUCAGAGAAUUCAUUCUGGAGAGAAACCAUAUGAAUGUAAUGACUGUGGGAAAUCCUUUUGGCAGCAGUCACAGCUUGUUGUGCAUCAGCGAACCUAUACUGGAGAGAAACCUUAUGAAUGCAGUCAUUGUGGAAAAGCUUUCAACCAGAGGUCUCCCCUCAUUGUGCAUCAAAGAACACACAUUGAAGACAAGCUCUAUCAGUGUAACAUGUGCAUUAAAGCCUUCAGUCAGAGGUCACACCUUAUUGAACAUCAGAGAACACAUACUGGAGUUAAGCCCUAUGAAUGUAUUGACUAUGGGAAAGCCUUUAAUGAUCAGCCAACCCUUACAAAACACGAGAGAAUACACACUGGCAAGAAACCCUAUGAAUGUAAUCACUGUGAAAAGGCCUUUAGUCAGUGA